This is a messenger RNA of Owenia fusiformis, 1452 nucleotides long. NCBI's taxonomy places the organism in Eukaryota, Metazoa, Annelida, Polychaeta, Sabellida, Oweniidae. The record is from the annotation of a GenBank genome assembly.
CUACUUUGAAAAUCUACGCGUACUGAUAUACAACAUGAUCAUGACGUCAUUUCAAAUAAUCAGCCAUUUUGGAAAUUUUGCAGGAAAAGAAAAACAAAAGAAAGAAACUUACGAAUUUGACUUCAUAAACGAAUUAGAUCUGUUUUGUUAUUCCAACGUAUUACACAUAAGUUAUUGAAGACAUCAAAAAGCUAUUUAAAUUCACGAUGCGGUUGAAGUUCGAGAAGGAUGACCCCAAACAGUACAGAUGCUGUUGUUGUUGUCAUGUUCGGACUGGGACAAUUUUGUUGGGAAUCCUUAUCUUGUUUGGGCACAUCCUAGUUAUGGCUUCUCUAGCAUUGCUUCUCAUCCACCCUGAUGUCCUUGAGAAAUACAACGAGCAGACCCUUUGGCAGACCAAUGUAGUUGACCAACAAUUCCCUAAGUUACAGUUAGGAGACAUGCCACCAAGACUGGAUGAUAGCUCAGCUAGCAACUCCAUUGGGGAUUCUGAAGAAAUGUUAGACAUUGGUAAAGACAAAAUAGUUCUUGGCAAGAAAGAUGAUGGAUAUCUAUUCAAUGAUAAUUGGUCAUCUGUUUUCUCUCCAAGGAAGAAGGUGACACAAGAGGAUGUGUUUGUUGCUUUCUUGAUCACAUUCAUCUCAUUGGCGUUUGCUGCAAUGUUAGUCUAUGGAGCUGCUAAGGGAAGACCCAGUUAUCUGAUGCCAUUCUUCUGUGUACAAGUGUUCGCAUUCUGUCUGACUGUGCUCAGUGUAGUGGGUUACUUCACAUAUAUGCCAGAUGUGAAACAGUACAUUAGCAUGCAGGAGUUGCCAUUCAAGGAUGAGUUGCUGAAGAUGGACAAUGAAUGGCUGUGUCUGAUUGUUGCGGUCUUCUUCUGUUUCACACUCUUCAUCAAGGCCUAUCUGAUCGGCAUGGUCUGGGCCUGCUAUAAAUUCCUCACCAGGAAACAAGUCACAGAGGCAGUCAAUCACUACUUUGAUGGAAAUGAAGAAGGUGGCGAGAUGUUGCUGCCACCAAAAUAUGAGGACAUUGUGGACCAGCCUGCCAACCCCCCUCCCCCAGCUUACACUAACAGCUAAACAAAACAGAACCAUUCUCUUCUUUCUACAGUUGUUACACUACAAUAGACUUUCUUCAAACAUUUCUUGGAGAUAAAACUUCAGUUAAAAUUUGACAUUUGACUUUUUUAUUAAAUUUAACAACCAUUAGGAAGUAUGAUAUUCAAGACGUUGAGCAUCAAAAUCGUCUUAUUUCUUAUAAUACGUAAUUAAAAUUCAAAAAUCUUUGGGUGUGAAUGUGGAUUAGGAGUGUAUGUUAAUAUUUGGGGUGAUGAAGGAACAAAAUAAACUAAGUUGUCAAAUUGAUUAUAUGUAUAUAAGGAGCCUGGUUCAUGGAUGCUAAAUUAUACACAGGAAAAAUCAAAGGCAAAAAAUAAAGAGACACUGUCUG